Molecule: messenger RNA, 1393 nt
Organism: Neltuma alba
Lineage: Eukaryota; Viridiplantae; Streptophyta; Magnoliopsida; Fabales; Fabaceae
Product: 1-aminocyclopropane-1-carboxylate oxidase homolog 1
Exons: 3
Coding region: 48-1172 (374 amino acids)
Source: RefSeq, a predicted model, not a curated record
AAGAAAGUAGGCACAACUGGUUUCUCCAUUACUUUCGUUUUCUAAGCAUGGUGAUCAAAAACUCAAGUGAGUUAGAUGCAGCUUCGGCUGAUUCUAAUUAUGACAGGGAAGCUGAAGUUAAAGCAUUUGAUGAAUCAAAAACUGGAGUUAAAGGUCUUUUAGAAUCCGGAGUCACGAAGAUCCCACGCAUGUUUUAUUCUGGGGAGUUGAAUCUCACAGAGAGAUCAGAAAACAACUCCAACUUCGCUAUCCCCAUCGUUGACCUGGCAGGCAUACACAGCGAUUCAGAUCUACACAUUGAAGCAGUUGAGAAAAUCGGAAGUGCAUGCCAGGAGUGGGGUUUUUUCCAGGUAAUUAAUCAUGGGAUUCCAAAUAAUGUUUUGGAUGAGAUGAUCAACGGAAUUCGUAGGUUUCAUGAACAAGAUUCUGAGGUGAGGAAGCAGUUUUACUCACGAGAAAAGAAGAAGAAAUUUAAUUACUAUUCCAAUGUUAACCUGUUCACAAAUAAUCCUGCUAACUGGAGGGAUACGCUUGGAUUCCUUGUGGCUCCCCAUCCAACAAAACCAGAAGAUAUACCAGAAGUGUGCAGGGACAUUGCGAUUGAAUAUUCGAAGAAAAUAAGGGAAUUGGGUCAUACAAUCUUUGAGUUAUUAUCAGAGGCUCUUGGCCUUAAUCCUUCUUACCUCAAUGAAUUGGCUUGUGUUGAAGGAACUUUUCUUCUUGGCCACUACUAUCCACCAUGCCCAGAGCCUGAACUGACUAUGGGCACAUCCAAGCACACGGAUGCUGACUUCAUGACCAUACUUCUUCAAGACGAGCUAGGCGGUCUUCAAGUCCUUCAUGAUAAUAAAUGGGUCGAUGUUCCUCCUGUGCAUGGAGCUCUUGUUAUUAACAUUGGAGAUCUUCUCCAGCUUAUUACAAACGACCGAUUCAUCAGUGUUUUUCAUAGGGUGUUGGCAAGCCAAACAGGCCCAAGGAUUUCCAUAGCAAGCUUCUUCAUAAAUUAUGAAUACAAAGAUGAAGGUACCUCAAGGGUUUAUGGUCCAAUUAAGGAAUUGCUAUCGGAAGAAAACAAACCAUUAUAUAAGGACACAAGUGUAAAAGACUUUUUGACAUAUUAUUUCUCAAAGGGCCUUGACGGGGACUCUUCCUUGCAGCCCUUCAGGUUAUGAAGCAGUUAUGAAGAAUAAUAUCGAAUUGAUCCUGAUGCAGUGUGAUUUAUGCUGUAUAAUAGUUAACUUUCUGCCUUUGGUUUCAGUCAUUUACAGACAUUUCCAAUCUGGCAGCAAGUCCUGCACAAAUUGUAAUACCAAAUCCUUUCCAAUAUGAACUGAUGAAUGCUAAACAUUUCCAUGUGAUUUUUCCCCUUUGAAUAGAAUAUUUUAGUUAUUCA